AUGGCGAAGCGGCCCGCAGCCGCGACUGCGGCUCGGCCCAAGCCGGCGGUCAAGAAGCCGGAGAAAAGCGGAAAGGCCGAGGCGAAGGCCAAGGCGAAGCCCAAGAAGGAGGAGGCCGGGGCCGGAGGGGCCGGAGCUCUGCCCAGCAAGACGGAAAAGAUGAAAGCACCGAAAAUCUACAAAGAGCCUUUUGCCAGGAUCUUUCCACGGUACGUCGCCUUGGCGAAGGAGACGGGCCACACCAUGGAAGAGGUCGGCCAGAUCGUCACGUGGCUUACCGGGUACCCGUUCGAGAGAAUCGCUCGGCACAUAGCCCGGAGAACAGAACUCGAAGAGUUCUUCGCAGAGGCAAAGCUCAACCCAAAACGAAGGCUCAUCACUGGCAGCGUUGGCGGGGAACGCGUGGAGUCCAUCGAGGACAAGACUGUGCGUGAGCUCCGGUACAUGGACAAGCUCGUAGAUGAGCUUGUGCAGGGGAAGCCCAUGGAUAAGAUUCUCCGCAAGUGA
Messenger RNA from Symbiodinium necroappetens, 507 nucleotides. The record is from the annotation of a GenBank genome assembly. NCBI's taxonomy places the organism in Eukaryota, Dinophyceae, Suessiales, Symbiodiniaceae.